AAAAAUAAUUUAAACUCCGCUAAUAAUCAGACAGUGUUUAUGCGAUAACACUAUAAAUAUAUAAUCGGGGCUGAUGACUGCUUAUGCAACUGACAGUUGAACAUAACCUCCAAAAUUCUCAGUCACAGUCCUACUGUUCCCAAUACACAAUAGGCAUCUAAACCCACAACUAUCAAAAAAAUGCCUCCAAAAGUGAACAUUCACGACGUCAAUCCGUUCUUGCAACUCGUCAGGAAUUUUCUGCUAGGUAGAAAACACACACUGGCCCUCAGAUUCCAGGACACAAUUGCUACCAGGUCCCCGCCACCACCAGUACUGCCUGACGGGCCCAGUCACCGAUUGAAUGCUAAUUACUACUACACAAGAGACGCCAGAAGGGAGGUACAACCUCCAGAAGUUCUAGCACCCAAACCGAAGGAAAUCGAAGCAGGGGCUGAAGGUCAGAGUAUCAAGAGGAUUACGCCUGGUAACGUCUGGAAAUGGGAUUAGGUAGUUGAUGGGCUACAAUAUGUAAAUACAUUAAUUUAGAAGAAAUAAAAUAGGUGUUAACGUC
This is a messenger RNA of Aethina tumida (small hive beetle), 553 nucleotides long. RefSeq names its product NADH dehydrogenase [ubiquinone] 1 alpha subcomplex subunit 7. The record is from RefSeq and is a predicted model, not a curated record. Gene Ontology annotation, cellular component: mitochondrial inner membrane. NCBI's taxonomy places the organism in Eukaryota, Metazoa, Arthropoda, Insecta, Coleoptera, Nitidulidae. Bases 181 to 489 code for a protein of 102 amino acids. Gene Ontology annotation, biological process: ATP synthesis coupled electron transport; mitochondrial electron transport, NADH to ubiquinone. The transcript has a single exon.